This is a messenger RNA of Chaetomium strumarium, 3146 nucleotides long. RefSeq lists its product as uncharacterized. The transcript has a single exon. Gene Ontology annotation, biological process: DNA repair; DNA replication; regulation of DNA-templated transcription. Gene Ontology annotation, molecular function: 5'-flap endonuclease activity. The record is from RefSeq and is a predicted model, not a curated record. Gene Ontology annotation, cellular component: nucleus; Slx1-Slx4 complex. The coding region runs from base 206 to 2989 and encodes 927 amino acids. NCBI's taxonomy places the organism in Eukaryota, Fungi, Ascomycota, Sordariomycetes, Sordariales, Chaetomiaceae.
AACACACCCCCUUGCUGGUUUUGUUGACAGUCGCUGGAUUCAACACGCCGCGCGACGCAAGAAUACCUCCACGACCCCGGCAGCUUCUAUCACCAUCACGACAAUCAUACCCCGUUUAACCGUAACGCUGUCUUUUUUCCGAGCCCUCUGCGGCAGGCUUGGACGCACUGCGCGCAUUGGCUUGUCGUUGCUGGAAGGACCGAAGAUGGCGGCUGAUGGGUUGCUUCAAACGCCGGCUCGAAUGAUACAAGAAGCCUCGGUUGUUAUUAUCUCGUCAUCACCAGAAUUUCCGUCAAUUUGCGACCUAGUUCCGAAAGCGACCAAGAGAACCGAGUUGCGCAGUGGCAGCAAUGCCGCACCACUCCCCGACAAUGCGCUCACCACGUUCACGAGCGCGGCAAGCCUUUGGCAGUCAUCAUGGACUGGGAUAGAGAAUGUUGGGACGCAGAGCUUGCGGACAGCUCAGAGCACUACGUCAGUGAUGGGAACGGCCGAGGUAUCGCCAGACCUCGCCGUUGAAAGCACGGACCGCGGUCUAUCAAAGGCAAGGAACGAACACAUAACAACCCUACCGUCUAAUACCGACAAAAGCGUGAAGCAGUCGGACGCUGGUUGGUCAGCAGAUUACUUGAUGGCGAAAGACCGGGCCCUAGAAGGUCCGCCCGCGAAAAAGCGUGGGAGGAAGCCGAAGGCGACCAAGGACGCAGCAACGACGCAAACCACAAUACCCAAAGGCAAGAUCACAAAACCGGCAGCGAAGGAGGAGAAGAAGAAGCGGAACGCGGAGGCCGUCAGCAAACAUUUCCGUCGCCAACCUUCCGCAUCAGACUCCGUGUCCCAGCCGGCUGCAGACCCGACAGAAGACGAACCUGUCAUCCGAGAGCCAGCGAUGAAACGAAGGAUGGACUGGACGCCUCCUCGAGAGAAUUCCAUGCUGCAGCGCCUCGCAGAAUCGUCGGCCACGAAAGAAGUAUCAACUACCGAAGGGCCUGCCAGAGGGGAUGUGUUCAGAACUCUUCAAGAUGCAUAUGGCCGAAAGUCAGAUGCCUACGCGCUUACGAAUGACACUGCAUUCACCGCGACCAUUACUGACGUUCUUGGCAAACGGAAGUUGAUUGAAAUGGUAAGCCCAGUGGCGAUCAAGCAGAAGACACCAGAGGCAUCACCGACCAAACCCAAAGCGGUCAAGAAGAAACCACGGACGAUCACGGAGCUAGCAACUGCAGCGUACCGUCAACAAGAAGAGGUCGCCGUGGCCGCAGAUGGGCCAAAGGGAGAGACUCUGCUUGCGUAUCUGGACUCUGCAGGUCAAAAACCAUCGGAGGGAGCCAAAAGUUCGAGGAGUAAGGGGAAGAGCGCAAAGGGGCCGGCAAAGCCGAAGGCAAAGGCGAUCCAGAGGAAAGAAGAAAGCAGCAAGCAAAAGCUUCUUUCGCCAACCAGUGCCAUGAGGCAGGUUGCCAAGCAGGACUUUGUGUUUGGGACUGCCAGCCAACUUGCUACCGAAGACGAUCCUGAGCUACUCCGAGCGUUGCAUGAGGCGAUGAAGGUGUCGAAUCAGGUAGACAGUGACCCUUUCGUCAGCCCCAAUUUCGUGAGCAGUAAUGUCGCUAUCCGCAGAAGGCCGGGUGCCGGCCUUUGGGUAGCUGGUGCCAGGGAUGAAGAUGGCGACCUGCUUGAUCUAGAAAUGCUAGACUUGACACGGUCUUCUCCUUCAUUGUUGGACAAGGUUCUUCCAGUACUGCCAUCGGCCCCUGGGAAUGCCGCGGCGGAAGAGACCCCGGGCAAGCAAGUCUGCAUUGAGAUCGAGUCGUCUGACGACGCUUUUGACCUCGGCGUUUCACCCAACGUAACACGGCGUAAACCGUCGCUACCUACCCUAUCAAACGAUCGCAGCCAAAGAAUGAUACAGCCGAACGACAUGACGGUCUCCGGUCAUGAUCGGCAUCGGUCGCCAACCCCGCCAAACGAAACGGGCUUCGAACCACCACCGAGUAACCAAGAACAACACCAGCUCCUGCUGUCCCAGUCUAAGAGUCCGGGGCAAGCACCGCCCGAGCUGCCGCCACGGCCCAACUUUGAAUUGUAUUCGGAUGCUCGACUGGCCAAGGAAAUUGCUUCGUACGGUUUCAAGGCCGUCAAGAAACGCGCAGCGAUGAUUGCACUGCUGAACGAGUGUUGGACAAGCCGACAUGGGGCCGGCUUAAUGAGUGGUACGGCCCGGCUUUCGUCGUCAAUGGCACCCGCAGAACCGACUGCGUCUCCUUCGCGGGCGGGAGGGCGCCGAAGGAAACAAUCGGCCAAAGCCCCCUCAGACGCGAGUGAACCGCUUGCACCCGGCAGGCGGGGCAGGAAAAAGCCUGCCACUGCCGCCGAUGGCGAUGCCGAGGCGCCACAGGCGGAGAAACGACCGCGGGGAAGGCCUAAGAAGGAUGCUUCUGCCCCUCAGGCCAAGCGUUCAGAGGAAGAAGCACCGGCGUCCCCAAAGCGAGCCAAAUCUCCGAAGAGGACUGUCGACGCCAGCCCGACAACGCCCAGAAGGCGUAGAUCUCCCGCCAAGUCUGUAGUUGAGAUUCCAGACUCCGACUCCGAUGACCCCUUCGCGUCGACACCAGCGUCAUCCCCAGCAAAACAAGACGACGUGUUUUCCUCUCCACCAGAGAUGGAUCUCUCGGUCACGGAAGAUACCGAGACAUCCCUCAUGGCCAGUCCAACGAGUCAGCAGGUGUCCCUAUUUCGGUACAUCACACAAGCAGUCGUCAGCGCGCCGCCGACGAAGGACCCAGCGAGGCCGUCAUGGCACGAGAAGAUGCUGAUGUAUGACCCGAUCAUUCUGGAAGACUUUACGGCCUGGCUCAAUUCGGGGCAGCUGGAUCGGGUAGGGUACGAUGGGGAGGUGGCGCCGGGAGAUGUGAAGAAGUGGUGUGAGAGCAAGAGUGUCUGCUGUCUGUGGAGGGUGAACUUGCGUGGGAAGGAACGAAAGCGAUUCUAAAUGCUUUACGGGUGGUGGUAGUGUGAUGGGCUUGAAGACACAGGACUGCAUACGAUCAGUGAGCGAGCGGGUUUGGUCUACAUAAUACUGUACAAGUUCUUUCCGAGAGUACCGUAGUAACGGUACCUUACUACCUAUUCACGACGAGCCAGGUUCC